Vitis riparia (riverbank grape) is the source of this 1150-nucleotide messenger RNA. Its product is annotated as uclacyanin 1. Gene Ontology annotation, molecular function: electron transfer activity. NCBI's taxonomy places the organism in Eukaryota, Viridiplantae, Streptophyta, Magnoliopsida, Vitales, Vitaceae. The coding region runs from base 245 to 976 and encodes 243 amino acids. The transcript has 2 exons. Gene Ontology annotation, cellular component: plasma membrane. The record is from RefSeq and is a predicted model, not a curated record.
GCAUCAACUAAUCUGCAUCAACUACCAACCAUACUGAGAACAACCUGUCCUUAGCUUAUUUCAGGAACAGUUAAACCGAUGCAAAUGAGUGAGCCAUAAACAAGCAUUAGCCUUGGUGUUGAAAGGACUCAAUCCUUGGUCUCUUCCAUCUCUAUAAAUAGAUGCCCUUCUGCAAACUGAAACUAAUUCAGUCUUUCUUGUCUACAUCUCUUCUCCUCAUUCCCACUUCAUUGCCAGGUUGACCAUGCUGAGAGCACAAAUGAGCUUGGCUGUUACAGCCUUGUUCAUCCAACUGGGCAUGGCAGCAAAUUACACGGUUGGAGGUCCAAAUGGUGGAUGGGAUACCAGCAGUAACCUGCAAACCUGGGCAUCUGCACAAACAUUUAUAGUUGGAGAUAACUUGAUUUUUCAGUUCACACCGAAUCAUGAUGUGCUUGAAGUUUCAAAAGCAGACUAUGACAGCUGCUCAACAAAUAAUCCCACUCAAACUUACAGCAGCAGCCCUGCAGUCAUACCUCUCUCAUCCCCAGGGAAGAGAUGCUUCAUCUGUGGAAUGGCAGGACAUUGUAGCCAAGGAAUGAAGAUCGAACUAGACACUCUUGCAUCAUCUUCCCCACCAUCAGCUUCACCAUCAUCUCCUCCAACUUCAUCACCUGCUUCCCCUGUCACUCCUCCAACUUCAUCACCUGCUUCCCCAGUCACUCCUCCAAUUUCAUCACCUGCUUCACCUGUCACUGCUCCCACUUCCUCUCCACCUUUAGAGACUCCUCCACCACCAAAAUCUACUCCAACAAUAUCUCCUUCAUCACCAUCCACAACACCUACGAGUAGCCCUGCACCAUCCUCUGAUGUUCCUUCUGCUGAACCUCCAACAAGCUCCCCAUCACCAUCCCCUUCAUCAGCUCACAAAGGCAGUUUUGAAGGCAGUCUCAUAAUGGGGUUCAGUUUAAUGAUGACAAUUCUUCUGGCCCUCUAAGCAUUUGAAGUUUCUUGUGGGAAUUUGAUUAAUAUUUGUUUAAGAUUGUUUCUUUUCCGAUUUGAUGCUGCCCAGAGCAUUUGAGAAACAGAUUAUUUACAAUAGUAUUCAUCAUUACCAAUAAAGCAUCCGAUGCAAUGUUAUCCAAGGUCAAAAUUUAAUCAAAACCAGCAA